Protopterus annectens (West African lungfish) is the source of this 3009-nucleotide messenger RNA. RefSeq names its product perforin-1-like. The record is from RefSeq and is a predicted model, not a curated record. The coding region runs from base 65 to 1756 and encodes 563 amino acids. The transcript is spliced from 2 exons. Lineage: Eukaryota; Metazoa; Chordata; Ceratodontiformes; Protopteridae.
GCCUAAAGUCGUAGCUUAUGUGGUGUGAACAUCUGAGGUGCUUCUGACUCAGUGUGAAAGCAGGAUGGUUCUUAUUAUUCCUUUUCUCUGCACCUUAUUCUUCGUGUCUUUGGUCACAGAUGUCACAAAUGCAACUACUACUGCUGGAUGCACUACUGGAAAAUAUGAGGAGUGUCAAAAAGCAGAGUUUGUUCCGGGUCAUAAUCUUGGAGGGGAAGGGUUUGACAUUACCACCCUUAGCAGAAAAGGAGCUUAUGUUGUCCGGAUGGGAGCUGCGCUGACUCAAAACAAAACCUGUACCUUAUGCAAGAAUAGGCUGAUGAAUUACCAAUUGCAGAAGUUGCCGCAGACUGUUGUGGAUUGGCAGGUUUUCCCUAAAUGUAUAUCCAAAAUAUCCAGUAAAGUUUUCGAGUCAAGCUUUACCUUUGCUGAAUCAAACAAUGCCCAGAUUGACAAUGACUGGCGUGUAGGACUCGGGGCCAUGCCCAAACCUGGGGUUGAAAUAGGUGUGGUUUUGAGUGGAUCGCAUUCUAAGUUGAAUGAGUUUGCAAUGAAUCAUGCUAGUCGGGACAAGUACAGUUACAUAACCCAAGAAGUGGGAUGCAAAGUGUACAGGUAUAGAAUAAGGGACAAACCAGAACUUAAGGAACAGUUUCAUGAGAUGCUGAAAUCACUCCCUACUACUUACACUGCUCAGACAAAGUCCCAGUACCGUGAGCUGAUUGACAUUUAUGGGACUCACUACAUUCGUAAAGUAGAGUUGGGCGGAAGAGUGAAAGAUGUCACUGCUGUCAAAACUUGUGAAGUUGCGCUUGAUGGUAUGACAAAUGAUGAGGUGAAGGACUGCCUGGGAGUUGAAGCACAUGCAGUCUAUGGUCCUGUCAAAGCAUCAGCCAAAUACAACAAGUGUAAUCAGCUCAAGAGGAAAAACUUAGAUUCUGUAAAUUUUUCAGAGAAAUAUAGUGAAAGAAUAUCUGACAUCAUAGGAGGGAAUAUCUUUGAAACUGCUGAUUUACUGUUUCUAUCUCCAAAUGACAAGUCUGCCUUUCAAACAUGGCUUCCUUCUCUGCCGGAGCACCCCGGUAUUAUACAUUAUUCUCUUUCUCCUCUUAGCAAGCUUGUAUACUUUGAUGAAACAAUCAAAAACAACCUGGCAAAAGCCAUCACUGAAUAUAUUACAGAGAAAGCCAUUGUAAAAAGGUGCCCCCCUUGCAUGAAGGGAUCAUACUCUAGCUCAGUAGAUAAGUGUAGCUGUACGUGUCAUGGCAAUGCUGAAGUAUCUGUAACAUGUUGCCCUAAAAACAAGGGUACUGCAGAGUUCAAAAUGGUGAUUGAAAGAGCAUUUAACCUAUAUGGGGAUGUAGGGGGAUAUACUGAUGGUUUUGUAGUAGUUACCUUUGGUUCAAAGGAAGCAAGAACCCCAAACAUAGACAAUAAUAAUAAUCCUCAGUGGUAUUAUACAGUUGAUUUUGGCCAUGUCAACCUACAAUUGGGAAAAAGGGUUAAGAUCGCUGUCUAUGAUACUGAUCCAUAUGAAGAUGACCUUCUCGGUGAAUGUAUCAUACCUGUGUUAAAUACAGAAAAGUCUGAGAAACAUACAUGCUAUCUUAAUCAUGGGAGAAUUGAAUUUACGAUAUAUGUAAGAUGUGUCCCAUAUUUGAGAGGGAGUCAUUGUUCACAGUAUGCACCUCCUUCAAGAAUAUCUGAGUUAGAAAAUCAACUAAAUGCCAGUCUUCUCCACCCAAGUAUAAACUAAAUGCUUCCAGGGAACACUGUGCUUGUCCCAAAGCCUUUCACCUGCUGCACCCAUUAAAAAACUGUCAUUUUAUAACUCAAAGGAAAAAAUAUUGUUUUCUCAAAAGACAUACUACCUAAUUCAAUAUCUGAGAUAGAAACAUAGACGUGUAGACAUUGAUAGCAGAAGGAAGUCUGUGGUACACACCCUGUACAUUUUUAGUGCCUAAGACUAGUUGGCUGUCCCAGCAAUUAACUGCUUUCUUCUUGUUACACAGACUUCUAAUUGUGACUUACUCUUAUACCACCUGCUCGAGACUUGUAUCAGUUCUAGUUUUCUCAUUUAAGUGACUCUACUGCUAGAUUCUUCUGUGGUUCCACCGCUCUUUCAGUGAAGUAUUGCUUCUUCUCAUAAGCAUAGUCAGACAUAUGCCAUGUGUACCACAACAUGUAUUUUUAAAGCUAAUUUAUUUUUUCCUUAUUUUCUGCACACACUUCACAUGCAUUUCUGUUGAACAUUAAGCCUUUGCAAUCAGUCUUCAACCAUUUUUUUCCUGCAUUUGGUGUCCUUAAUAUGGAGGUGAGAGCCAGCUGGAGGAGGCCUUUAUCCAAGCAGCAGCAGAGGUUGUUUAUAUCCUCCAUUACAUUGCAGCAAUAAGAUCAUUUAUAUAGAGACACUACCCUUGCCCUGAAGCUCCAAGUCACUUUGGCCUUCAAUGUGAGAAAAAAAGUCUUUUAAACUAAAUCAGUAAAACAUAAUUUUUUGCUUUAUUUGUUUUCUUUAAAUCAUUUUUUUCACAUUUAAACUGUCCCAUCAUAACAGUAAAUGCCACAAAUGUUAUACUGCAGAUAAACUACAAUGAAAUAGUAGCACUGCAUGUAGCCUGCUUUGACAGAUAAAUGUGGCAGCCUCAGUGAUGCACUGCAUGUAGCCUGCUUUGAUGGCUAGAUGUGGCAGCCUCAGUGAUGCACUGUAUGUAGCCUGCCUUUGAUGGAUAGAUGUGGCAGCCUCAGUGAUGCACUGUAUGUAGCCUGCCUUUGAUGGAUAGAUGUGGCAGCCUCAGUGAUGCACUGUAUGUAGUCUGCCUUUGAUGGAUAGAUGUGGCAGCCUCAGUGAUGCACUGUAUGUAGCCUGCCUUUGAUGGAUAGAUGUGGCAGCCUCAGGGAUGCACUGUAUGUAGCCUGCCUUUGAUGGAUAGAUGUGGCAGCCUCAGUAAUGCACUGUAUGUUCAUAGGUUCAUAGGUUCAUGGGUGUGUAUUAAGCUAAUGGCCCUG